This is a messenger RNA of Eubalaena glacialis (North Atlantic right whale), 3378 nucleotides long. Its product is annotated as guanylate cyclase 2G-like. Gene Ontology annotation, molecular function: ATP binding; peptide receptor activity; protein kinase activity. Gene Ontology annotation, biological process: intracellular signal transduction; receptor guanylyl cyclase signaling pathway; protein phosphorylation. The record is from RefSeq and is a predicted model, not a curated record. NCBI's taxonomy places the organism in Eukaryota, Metazoa, Chordata, Mammalia, Artiodactyla, Balaenidae.
AUGGCUCCCAGGACAGGUGCUGAGGCCCCACUCGGAUCUGGGCUCUGUUUGGGGGUUGAAUGCCAAGUUGGCCACCUAACCUUAGUUCUGAUGCCCUUUGUCAGUGUCCUGGUGACGUGGCUUGAGGCUGCUAAACUCACCGGGGGGUUCCAGGCCCCCUGGAACAUCUCCCAUCCAUUCAAUGUGCAAAGGCUGGGUGCCGAACUCCAGAUUGCCGUGGACAAGAUCAACUCUGAGCUGGCAGACUUCGGAAAUUUCAGCUGGGAGUUUACUUACACCAACUCAACCUGCAGCGCCAAGGAGUCUCUUGCUCUUUUCAUCAACCAGGUCCAGAAAGAAGAAAUUUCUGCCCUGUUUGGACCAGCAUGCCCAGAAGCAGCAGAGGUUAUCGGUUUGCUGGUCCCCAUGUUUGACUUUGUUGGACAGGCAGCAAAACUGGAGAACAACUUCUUGUAUGACACCUAUGUGAAACUUGUGCCACGCAUGCACAGAGUCGGUGAUGUGCUCCAGAAAAGCCUCCAGUACCUGGGCUGGAAACACAUUGGGAUGUUUGGAGGUCACUCUGGGACUUCCUCCUGGGAUGGAGUGGAUGAGUUGUGGAGGGUCGUAGGGAAUGAACUCAAAUCCCAUUUCACCAUCACCACCAGCAUGAAAUACACCAACAACAAUCCAGCCUUCCUUCAAAAGAAUCUUAGGAGCCUGUCAUUGAUUUCCAGGGUUCUUAUCUUAAUCUGCAGCUCAGAAGGUGCAAAACUUAUCCUGCCGGCUGCAGAGAACCUGGGACUCCACACAGGAGAAUUCGUCUUUAUCAUUUUGCAGCAGCUGGAGGACAGUUUUUGGAAGGAGGUAUUGACAGAUCAGAAGGUGAUGCACUUUCCCUCAGUCUACAAGUCAGUGAUUCUCAUAGCCCUCAGCUCCUCCCGAGAAGGCCCUGGAGAUGAAGGUUUCCGAGAGCAGGUCCACCGAAGGCUGUGGGGGCCGCCCUUCCACGGCCCCCUCCACAUGCUGGAGCAGGUGAGCCCUUACUCUGCCUACUUUCACGAUGCAGCCCUGCUGUAUGCUGAGACCGUGAAGGAGAUGAUAACGGCCAGAAGGGAUUUCUGGGAUGGGCGGCAGCUCGUCAUCACUCUGAAAGGCUCCAAUCGGACUGCUUUGCAGGGAAUCACCGGCCCUGUGUUUGUGGACUCCCAGGGAGAAAGGCGCAUGGAUUACUGGGUCUAUGCCCUACAGAAAUCCCCAAACGGGUCCCUCUUUCUUCCUUUUCUUCAUUAUGACAGCUAUCAGGAAGUCAUCAGCUGGGCAGGUCCCACAGCCCCAGUGUCUCAGGGAGAGGCCCUGGCCCUGGGUGAUGAUGGAGCACAGCGCCUCCUACAGGAUCAGACCCAUGGGGAAUUUCUUCGCGGUUCCCUUCCUGAAGACAGACGUGGCUGUGGAUUUUCCAAUGAGCUCUGUGAAACUGAGCCUGCUUUUGCAGAUCAGUUAACGAUAUGCCCUCCAGGUGUGACUGCUGUGAUUUUCACCGUAACCCUCCUGAUUACCAACCUGGGAGUUGUCAUCAUAGGUCUGAUUUUAAGGAUACAGAGGGGGAAACUGCAGAGGCAAAAUAAAGAUCUUUGGUGGCAAAUCAAUUAUGAUGACAUCACCAUUCUGUCCCAGAACAAGCCAUCCCGGAGAGGCACACCUGUGUCGAGAGGGAACAACAGUAACUCAUCUAGUGUGAUGAUUUCUGGGGACUUCAGCUCCUUUGUUGAGAACCAGCAGGGUGAAGAGCUCUUUUAUGCUCCAGUAGGGCUUUACCGGGGAAACCAUGUGGCCAUCUGUGAUGUUGGUGACCAAGUGCAAGCCUGGGUCAGGAAGCCGUCUGUGCUGCAGGAAAUCCGGCUGAUGUAUGAAUUAAGGCAUGAAAACAUUGUUCCCAUCUUUGGUAUCUGCACAGAAUCACCCAACAUCUGCAUUGUCACCCAAUAUUGCAAAAGAGGAAGCCUUAAGGAUGUUUUGAGAAACUCAGGCAAUGAAAUUGAUUGGAUAUUCAAGCUCUCAUUUGCAUAUGACAGAGUCAACGGCUUGCUGUUCCUCCACAGGAGCCCACUGGGAUCCCUUGGCAACCUGAAGCCUUCCAACUGCCUGGUGGACAGACGGAUGCAGGUGAAGCUGUCAGGAUUUGGGCUGUGGGAACUCAAAUAUGGCCGGAUGUACAGAACCUAUAACGAGAGAACGACGGACCGCUCGGAAAUGUUUUGGAACUAGGUAGAGGUGAGCUCUGCUGGACGGCUCCCAGAGGCGCCCCCGUCGGGUACCCUGAAGGGAGACGUUUACAGCUUUGCCAUCCUGAUGAGGGAGAUGAUCCACCACCAGGACCACGAACAUUUUGAUGAUCAAAACCUGGCACCAGAGGAAAUCAUCAGCUGGAUCAAGGACCCCAGGGCAUCAGUGCCACUUCGACCUUCCCUGUCAGAAGAGAAGGGAAAUGAAAAGAUGGUGGUCAUGGUGAAGGCAUGUUGGGAUGAAUCUCCAGAGAAAAAGCCCACUUUCCCUUCCAUCAAGAAAAUGUUUUGGGAAGCCAGUCCCAGAGGCCACGUGAAUGUACUAGACAGUGUGGUGAGCAAGCUGAAAGUGUACACCAAUCACCUGGAGGAGGUGGUGGAAGACAGGACCAACUAGCUGAUGGCCGAGAAGAGGAAAGUGGAUCAGCUUCUGUCCACAAUGCUGCCCAGCUUCAUCGGAGAACAGCGCAUAGCUGGAAGAGCCGUGGAACCAGAGCAUUUUGAGUCCAUGACAAUCUUUUUCUCUGACAUUGCUGGAUUCACACAACUCUGUUCUCUCAGCUCCCCGCUGCAACUUGUGCAGCUCCUUAAUGACCUGUACAGUUUAUUUGAUCACAUCAUUGAAACCUAUGAUGUGUAUAAGGUUGAAACCAUUGGAGAUGCAUACAUGGUGGCUAGCGGACUUCCCAUCUGGAAUGGUACCCAACACGUGGACGAGAUUGCCACGAUGUCCUUGCACUUCCUCAGUGCCACCAUCCACUUCCAGAUUGGGCACAUGCCUGAGGAAAAGCUUAAGCUCUGGAUUGGCCUCCACACAGGUCCCAUAGUGGCUGGCGUGGUAGGAAUCACCAUGCCCAGAUACUGUCUGUUUGGAGACACUGUGAACAUGGCAUCCAGAAUGGAAAGUAGCAGUUUGCCUCUCCGGAUUCAGGUCUCUCAGAGCACUGCAGGCACCCUGCUGGCGUUGGGAGGGUGUGAUUUGCAAAAGAUUGCAUUCCAGUCAAGCAAAGGCAAAGGAGAACAAACAACCUUCUGGUUGAAGGGCAAAGAAGGCUUCACUAUUCCACUCCCCGAAUUUCCUGAGGAUGAAGCUAAAGUCCCAGAGAUCUUCUGA